This is a messenger RNA of Schistosoma turkestanicum, 372 nucleotides long. NCBI's taxonomy places the organism in Eukaryota, Metazoa, Platyhelminthes, Trematoda, Strigeidida, Schistosomatidae. The record is from the annotation of a GenBank genome assembly.
AUGAAAAAUGGCAUUGCUAGUUUUUUUGGUGGAAAUCUAAUCACUUUUCCAUAUGUGAAAUCACCGCCUUUGAAGAAAAUACAAUGCAUGGUUUGUCAUAAACCUAUGGAUUUUAUUAUGCAAUUAUAUUGUCCAAUUGGUGAUUCAAAAUAUCAUAGAACAUUGUAUUUUUUUGUCUGUAUAAAUAAUCCUUGUCAGUUGAAUGGAAAUAAUUGGAAAGUUUUGAGGUCACAAUAUCUUAUGAAAUGUGAUCAGAAUUCUCAGGCAAAAUUGGUGUGUGGCACAAAUUGGUGUGUUGACUAUGAAGCUAAUAAUAGUUCAGAUGAAGAAAGUUGGGGUCAAGAUGUUGAGCAAAAUCCGGAAGUAUGUUAA